UUAACAUCAAGUAAGAAAGCACGAGAAUUCCUUCCCUUCAGAACUUAUCAAAGUUACUGCCUGCACCAAUUUCGAUUUCUACCAACCCAUCAAUCCCUGUCGUUCAUGUCUCACUAACUCAAAUCAUGUCCAACUCCCUAGGGCUCCUACAGAGUACCAUGUCUCGCUCCCCGGUUCUACACCGAUUAUCCCUGCUCCGUCCUUCGACCCUCGUGCCUUGUCGAUUCAAAGGCCAUCUCUUGCCUCACCGGAAACCCCGAUGGAUUCCUCCGGCUAAAUCCAAGGUAUUCGUCUUGCCUCCCCCAGACCACACCCCCGAAUCGGAGAACACGCUCAUGAAUGAACUGGUGGUCAAUUACAAUGAGCGGCUUUCGGGGGUCACGCAGUAUCUCUAUGAGGACUUUUUGCGUUUCUCGGAUGUGGGUGAAGUAGGUCGAAUUGAAGCGGCCAAAGAGGCAGAGGAACAUCGAGCACGGGUGGCUGAGAAUGACCGAGAAAAUGCUCGCAUUGUGGAAGCCCGCAAACAACGCAUGGCCCAAGAGUUAGAGGACAAGAAGCGACGAGCCCAGGAAAAUUUGGAGGCGAUUCAAACGGCGGAUCAGGCGCGGAUUCGCGACCUCGAGGAGCGAGUUCAACGAGAAACUGCGAUUUUGCAAAAUGCCGUGACCAAAGAGAAUCUGGAUGCGAAGAUUGAAGAGGCUUUGGCCAAUCCCGUGGAUCACGAAUACGCUAUCGAUACAGAGGGGCAUAUAUAUUAUGGACGUUACACGGCUUCAAACGAUGUCCCCGAAAAUCAGCGGAUCAAGAUUCCUGUGCCUAAAAACGAGAUGGAUUUUCUGACUUCAGAUGACGACGCUCAGUUAGAACAUGAAAGUUAGUUCGUUGCAAUAAAUUUUGUCACGAUUGGUAGAA
Molecule: messenger RNA, 912 nt
Organism: Tigriopus californicus
Lineage: Eukaryota; Metazoa; Arthropoda; Copepoda; Harpacticoida; Harpacticidae
Gene: mRpS26
Product: small ribosomal subunit protein mS26-like
Exons: 2
Coding region: 126-878 (250 amino acids)
Cellular component (GO): mitochondrial small ribosomal subunit
Source: RefSeq, a predicted model, not a curated record